Messenger RNA from Peronospora farinosa, 570 nucleotides. The record is from the annotation of a GenBank genome assembly. NCBI's taxonomy places the organism in Eukaryota, Oomycota, Peronosporomycetes, Peronosporales, Peronosporaceae.
AUGUUGCGUCCAUUGUUCGGUGGUGCCUUGAGUUGCGAAGUUCCCGACGGUUUUGCAGACGUGAGUUCAUUCCGUCAGGUACCUGAUAACCAAGAAGUGUUUGCUAAUGCUACGACAGACCAGUGCGUCAUUGUUGAGCUGCUGCAGUACGAGGAGAACGUGGAGGAUGUGCACAGUGCACGCUACUUUUUCAACGAGAUUGCGCAGUCCAAUGGCUGUGGACCCGAUGAGGUGACAGUUCUGUAUGAGGAAAAGGCGGACACGAAAUACGCUGCACCUGUUGCCAUUGACGCACCUCACACUGUGCAGCUCAUUGUGGGCGACCAGCGUGUGGCCAAGUUCAAGGAGGGCGACCACGCCAAGAAUGUGGUGCGUGUGUACUUGGGCAAUAUCCGUCUUCCUGGAGUGACGACGGACGUGGUACUGUCGGUAUCAGCGCCUAUGCGCAUCAAUCCAGCUAGUAGUAGUUGCAACGCCUUCCAGUUCGAGGACAAUUCGGAGGUAGCUGCUGCUAUAUUUAAGCAAGCGCUCCAGUCUUUUGCAGUCUUGGACUGGUCACUCUUCCAAUAA